AUCCACACAGCCCGCUUGCCGUCUAUCGUUUGCACGCUUAACGUAUGAGAACUCAAGGAAGACAUGUGGAUACGGGGACAGUCUGGCUCGCCAACAGACACGCACUCACCCAUGGAAAGACAUGAUUGGAAACCUUGCCGCCAGGCGAUAGCGUUGGCGGCGGGGCAUCCGGGAUCUGCCCGCUUGUCAAACUCCCCGCUUUCCCCGCCAACAUCCAUGAUAUGAACAGCUGCCCACCAAGGGAACCCCUGUUGUGACGUUCACAUUGGCUCGUACAACAUCUUUUCUUGCGAAAACCUCAAACCCUCAGCCAUGCUUUGUGCCGUAUGCGUCGAGGCUCUUGCUUUUCGCCGUGGCUGGAAAACAAGAGCAUACAAGGUGUGGCAAAAGGAGCCAGACAAUGAGACAGCAAGCGAGCUCAGCAGUAGUGAAGAUGGUGAGGAGGACGAACCGGUCGAGAUGUUUCUGGGCCACCAACUCGCCCAUCAAGAGCAGGGAAAGAUAGGUCCCAAUCCGAUUCCAUUGGAUGCACGCCCGCACGGGCCAUAAGCCUCCCAAUUCAUCACUUCCGUCACUAAGGCCCAUGGGCCGUGACAGGGACCGCGCGGGGCUGUCAACUGCCGAGGAAGCCGGCUUGUCCGAAAUCUAUAAGAAUUGGAUGAGGGGCUCUCGUUAUAUCGCUCUUUCCUCACUGAAUUACCAAGACCCCUCCUACAGCUUUCCCUACAUCAUCGAGUAUCGUGACUUCUUCCUUCAACCGUUGUCGGAAGCAGUUUCCCUCCCAACGUCAUUGCGAACGACUGCAGCAUCAACAAAGCAAACACGUCACCAUGUCACAGCUCGAGGACCAUUCCCUACGCCCGUAUCCUUCGCCCGGGCGACAGGUCGAGGCACCAGGCGUAGCUGAAGAGACUGACUCACCGCAACGAGAGUCGCGCCGGAGGCGGGUCUGCGUGCUCGUCGGAUGCUCCUUGUUGCAGCUCCCUCUCUGGGGCUUCUCGAUGAGUUACGGGGUGUUCCAGGAGUACUACUAUGCGAAUUGGACCUUGGACGGAGCGCGUGAACAGACGGGUAUCAUUGGCACAACUUCCAACGGCGUCAUGUACCUUUCCAUGCCGCUUCUCUUCGCUCUCUUCGCCAAGCGGUGGGCCAAGUGGAGACAGACGGCAGCCGUCCUCGGAGCCAUUGUCACUUGCCUCAGCUUCCUUUUGUCGUCCUUUAGUACCAACGUCUGGCAUUUGAUCGCCACCCAGGGAGUUCUUGCAGCCAUGGGCAGCGCUCUCACGUACAGCCCGACUACGCUUUCCCUCGGCGAGUGGUUCGGAACCAACAACAGGGCCGUUGCCUAUGGCAUCGUCCUGUCGUGCAAGAACGUCGUCGGCUCCGUCUGCCCCUUCAUCGUGCGAGCCCUGCUCGAUCGCUAUGGCUUUCGCACCGCGCUGAGGCUGUGGGCCGCCAUCGUCGCUGCCACCAGCCUGGCCAUCCUGCUGCUUUCGGCCCCUCCGUCCGGCUCCUCUUCGACCGCGUCGCACCCGAGGAAGAUCCCAUGGCAGUUUCUCACCCACCGAACCUUUUACGUCCACGGCGUUGCCAUCGUGCUUCAGAGCGCAGGAUACGCCAUCCCGCAGACCUACCUCAACACGUACGCGCACGAAGUCUCCCUGCUGUCACAGGCGUCUGCCACGCUUUUGUUGACCCUUUUCAACGUCCCGGGUAUUGCCUCGUCCUCCUUCUUCGGCUACCUAAGCGAUAACCGCCAUCUUCGGCUUUCGGCCGCCACGGUGACCUCCAUAUCCGCCGUAAGCUCUGCCUUGUCCGCUUUCCUGUUCUGGGGGUUGGCUUCUAAAGGCAGCAUGGCCCUGCUGGUCCUAUUCUCCGUGACUUUUGGCUUCUUCGCUGGUGGGUACAGCGCCACCUGGGGAGGCGUCCUCAACGAGAUGGAGCGAGAAGCGGCCGAGAGAAACGAGGCUAUCGACACGGGUGUGCUUUACGGUCUGCUGAACGGCGCAAGAGGCAUCGGCUAUCUGAGCGGUGGACUUGCCGGCGUGCCGCUCUUGAAAGCUGGCCGAGGCGCCAUCGGAUCCUUUGGCUAUGGUACGUCUUACGGCCCUCUCAUCCUCUUCACGGGGCUCUCUUCUAUUUUUGGAGGAUGGGGACUAUUGUGGAAGUGGCUGCAUCUGCUUUGAAAACCCUGGGCAGUUUUUUGCCGCACCUCGCGCACUGAAGUGAGUGCAGGUUGACUCCAGUGACGGAAAGGACACCUGGGCAAGGCUGCGGCGGGAGGACUGCACGGCACCUGGGCACUCCCAUCAUGGAGGUUAUUCCCGCCUUGUCCAGGUUGGAGUGGGGUGUGGUUAAGCAUAUCUUUUCAUACAUACAAGCCUGGCCCAAUUGCCGGUAGAUCAUCGUACUUCAGCUGUGUACCAAGUUCCGGGCUUUCCGCACCACACGGCUAUGCUUCUCCUAGCUGUUUAACUUCCUCAGGAAGCGGUUCCCGAGUGUCGGGUGACUCCUCCGUGAACCAUGUAUCCGCGAGAAGCUCUUCCGCCGCCGGCCUGUUACGUGGGUCCAGUUUCAGGAUCUUCAAAAUGAACUCUUUGUCGGCCGGGGCUAUUUCUUUCGUGGUCACCCUAAUGAUUGGCUUCGCAGGAGGUCCUUGGCCGUUAAUAACAUUAACAACAAGCGACACCCCCGAAUCUUUAAUGUCGUGAUGAUAAGAGUGCGGAAAUGGACCGAAGAAUUUGUGCAUUCGCUUUAAAGCUGUGAAUUCGUAAUCUUCGUGUCCCGGUUUGAUCCCGUCGAUUUGGGGUGUUGGAAAGGUGGUAGCCGCCGCCGUAUAUAAGGCUAAGCAUCUGUGGUGGGUUAGCAAAGAGGAAGGGCGAGGAGGAUAGGGACAUUUCGCGGGAUAGAGGUUCCGUACCGCGGAACCGAAUGACCAUAUGUCUGUUGCGGUGUCCAAAAUAGUUGGAGCGUAGCUUCUGGACUGCGGGUGAAGCCGGCGCCGAUAAGGUGCCCUUCUAUCGCGAACCUAGAUUCUUGGGAUACUGCCCCUCCACAAUCGCCGAGCUGGACCUCGGAGAAGCGCUGGUUGCCCCGUCCGUAGUUGACGAAUAUGUUGUCGAGCUUAACAUCUACGUGGGUCAGCAGACGCCGCCUGACAGGGCGAAAAGGAAUCUUACCUGUGUGGACGAUGCCGUCUUUGUGGAAGACAUUCAGGGCUUCGAGAACACCCCGGGCUACUUACUUGAUUUCAGGGCGCGACAGCCUCUUCUUGUUUGACUUGGUCAAGCAGUCGCUGUCCAGGUGUUGCAGAACGAUGGAGGAAAGGUCGGCCGGCUCGACGAUCUCGUCGACCAGAGGUCGUAGGAAGGGGAUUUUUGGAUUGGUAGC
Messenger RNA from Gaeumannomyces tritici R3-111a-1, 3390 nucleotides. RefSeq lists its product as hypothetical. Gene Ontology annotation, biological process: transmembrane transport. The transcript has a single exon. The record is from RefSeq and is a predicted model, not a curated record. Lineage: Eukaryota; Fungi; Ascomycota; Sordariomycetes; Magnaporthales; Magnaporthaceae. Gene Ontology annotation, molecular function: transmembrane transporter activity. The coding region runs from base 831 to 2186 and encodes 451 amino acids. Gene Ontology annotation, cellular component: fungal-type vacuole membrane.